Acanthoscelides obtectus is the source of this 2631-nucleotide messenger RNA. NCBI's taxonomy places the organism in Eukaryota, Metazoa, Arthropoda, Insecta, Coleoptera, Chrysomelidae. The record is from the annotation of a GenBank genome assembly.
CGGCGUAUAUGUGAACAUGAGCAUUUCAGAUAAGUUCUUAAAAAGCCACUCAGUGCUGUGUGAUAGUGAAUUAGAUAACACUUUCAUAGACAAAAGCAAGUAUCAGUAUGUCGUAGACAAAAUGCCCACGGUUGAGUUGACGAAGUUAAGUAAAGAUGAAUUCAAUGAUGGUAUACUGAAGCUGGCUGAGUUUGAUGUUAGCAAAAUUGGGAACAAAUCAUGUGGAACAAUAUUUCAUGUUGACAAAGACUCUUUGAAAAUACCAGCUGUAUAUGACGUUCUAUGUGAAAUACUUCUUCACGUAGAUACUGAUGUGCGAUUGAGAGCGUUUAGUGACAUUACUGAAAACUAUUACAACAAGACUUUGUCAAAAUAUGACCUCACAAAGACCAAUUUAGCACCCAGCUAAGGCUGUUCUUACCAUAUGCAAAGUUUGAGAGGUUAUAUCAUUCAUGUAAGAAGAAAAUAUUGAUGAUAUCCAAAAAUCGGCGUUAGAAGUUGAAGAAUGCAUUCAAUAUCCAGUGCUGUAUAGAGAAGAAUGUUAUGCUAUUUAAAGCAUAUCUACAAAACUAAAGAAGCAGAAUUGAUAAGUUUUGAGGCUGUGCCUGCUCAAGAUCUACCUGGAAACCUCGGAAAGUAUUACAAAUAAAGCUGACUGCUAGAAAUGGUACAGAAACGGAAACUCACCGCUUAUUUGCAAAAAUAGUUGAUAAAGACAACCCAGAUCUUAGAGAAUUCUCUAUGGUGCCUUUUGGAAAAGAACAGUUCUUUUUUGAAACUCUGCUAAAAAAGUGCGAAGAACUUGGUUUAGAGGAGCUGACUGAUGUUUGCCCAAAGUGUUACUUCGCUGGCAAUGACAAGCUCCUUUUUGAAGACUUGUCAGUUGACGGAUACAGUUCCUGGAACUUUCAUAUACCAGUCUCCUACAACUGGUUGGAAACAACUGUUAAAAAGUUGGCAAAACUGCAUGCUAUGUCUAUCAUCUUUGAAGAAAAGCUUAGUGAGAAGACUGGAAAGAUAGUAAGACUGAUGAAGAAUUUCCGGAAGGUGUAGCUGAAGCAGCUUUUUUGGAUAGAGAAGAUAUUAGAUCCUUCAGAGAUCUUACAAAAAAUGUGUUGGUGAGUACAUUCUGCCCAGGUGUCUGGGCGAGUCCGAAGGUGAAGACUUGAUACACUUAAGGAGAAGAUCUACGAGGCAUCUGACAGGAUAUAUGUACUCGUACAAAAAUCUGAUAAGAUAAGGAAUGUUUACAGUCAUGGAGACAUGUGGGGAGAUGUUGGUAUUAUCAGUGAAAGGCGUUUUGUUAUUGGGAAAUUUGUAAUUACGGUAGUACUACCCUUCUGUCAGACCAGCUACCCAGCAAGGCGACACCCAGCUCCCGGGGUUAGCCAACGUCAUGUACAAAGAAGAUCAAGCAACUCAAACACCCUCUGCGUACCUCAUAGACUUCCAGCUGACAAGGUACUGUUCUCCAUCAGUAGACCUUAUGUUCCUUCUUUACGCCAAUACAGACCGUACCUCAAGACUAAACAUGUCAAGGAUCUGAUCGAAGUGUACUACAAGGAAUUAACUAAUAUCUUAAGUUCUUACGAAAUUGACGCUGGAAACAUAUUCACCCUGGAGCAGCUGAAAGACUCAUGUCGAGAAGCAGAACCUAGUAUUAUAUGCACAGCUUUGAUGUACGGGCAAUUCCUACUGAUGCCAGAUGAAUUCAAGAAAGAGAUGAUGAGUGAUAAGUGAGGUCCAGAAAAUUUUUCACUGGUGAUAGAAAGGAUGAACUUGAAAAGAUUUGGUAUUAUGGCCCCUUCAGGACCAGGGUUGAAGGACUGAUUGAAGAUGCUAUACGAAUAUUCGACGGAGAAAAGUGAAUAAGAUACUAUUGAAAGUCUACCCACAACAAUUUAAUCGUUUAUAAUAAGUAAGAUCUAUAUUGUUUACAUUUGAGGAGGCCCAGAACAGGAGAUGACACUGCCGCUUUUUAGUUAUUUCACAAAAUUGGGAAAAUAGGUAUCUUAUUAGAUCUGUGCCAUUUGCCAUGUAAUUUUCGUUUUUACCAUAUAUGCCAGUUCUUAAAUGAAAUUUUAUGUAUUUGAAAGCUAUCUUGUAAAUUGACAUAUGACACAUUUGAUUCAAUAGCAUGUAAAUGUCACCAUUUGGCUUCAUAGCUUUGCGAAAUGUCUACGUAUGAGCUGUCGAACAAAUGUUAUGUAAAACACGUUGAGGAAGCAAAUAAAAAUCAUGAUUCAUGCAAACUAUGUUCAUUUGUAUUGUAUUUUACGUCUUUCUGUAAUCAAGGUCGGCCACCUUGGCCGAAAAUAAAAACAUAGAAAACUAUAAAUACUAGUUUAUGCCUAAGCUAUACACUCGCCCUAGAUGGAUAUUCAUAACAAAAACACUUAGAGGUAACUAAUGAUGCUUCUUAAAACUGUAUGCUGUUUGCUGCGUUAUGUCAGUUUGACAGCUGAUGUUUAUAUUCGGAAUUGUUUGAGAAUACGUGAGAAAUAAAACAUUGAUCAUAGCUCGCCAUUUAGCUAUCCUUAAUGUAACCACCCUUAUUGAGUAUGAUAUAAAUAAUGGCAAACGGCUUUCAAUGCCAGCUGAUUCAAAACACAACCAAGAACAAGUCCAUAU